GGACGCUUCAGCGGAUAGGAGCCGCUGGAGCUGGGCGGUCCUUUUUUAAGCUCCUCCUCCUCCCAGCUUCCCUACCGAAAGCACAUGUCUGCAGGCUCCGCCCCUCCGUCACUUCCCGGGACAGGACAGAGUCGGCUAAAGUCAUUAGUGUCAGAACCGCACGCGGGGACGGCUCAGCAGCCAUGAAUCAUGAGUGAGCGGUCCAGAAACGGCUCCGGCAUGGGCUCCUCGGUCGCUUUCUUGGGGAGCCAGGCUUCUUUGCUGUCGGAAGUAGAACCUAAACCCCCCCGCCGCUCUCUUCACUGAAACUUUGAAGCGAACUCCUUGACUUUAGGAUUAUUUCGCUUCUCAGCAACCUCAAAGCUUCAAGAAAGACGGGACUACUCUCUCCUCCUCCUCCUCGUGUUCCGCCGGAGCGCAUGACCCAGUAAGAGAAGGAAAAGUUCUCCCUCCAGGGGGGAAGCACCUGACACUCCUCUCCCGCCUCGGUCUCCCCGCCGACAUGACCCUUGGAUCGGUUCCCGGCUCCGACGACUCGUCGGCGGUCAGCUUUUGCUCGUGCUGCGGAGCCAAGAUGGUGCCCGACCUCAGCGACGACGCAGUGGCGUCCAAGAACCACAUCAACCAGCUCAUCAGCGAGAGCUUCCUCACCGUGAAAGGCGCGGCCCUCUUCCUCCCCCGGGGUAAAAGCCCCACGCCGAACUCCGGGCCUCGCAACAGCCAGCGCAGGAGCAAACACACCGGCGACCUUCAGAAGCAUCUUCAGACCAUGUUCACUGUGCUGCGUCCUGAGGACAACAUCCGGCUGGCCGUGCGUCUGGAGAGCUCGUAUCCUCAGGUGACCCGCUACAUGGUGGUGGUGUCCACCAACGGCAGACAGGACACAGAGGAGAGCAUUGUGCUGGGCAUCGACUUUGUCUCCUCUGAUAGCUGCUGCACGGUGGGGCUGGUUCUACCUCUGUGGAGUGACACCAUGAUCCAUUUGGACGGAGACGGCGGCUUCAGCGUCUCCACCGUCAACAGAGUUCACGUCUUUAAGCCGGUGUCGGUCCAGGCCAUGUGGUCCGCCCUGCAGUCGCUCCACAAAGCCUGCGAGGUGGCUCGCUGCCACAACUACUACCCAGGCAGCCUGUUCCUGACCUGGGUCAGCUACUACCAGAGCAGGGUCUCCUCCAGCCAGUUCUGCAUCAACGAGUGGAACGCCAUGCAGGAUGUGGAGUCGUACCGUGCCAACUCACCCAUCCUCUUCACAGACCUGCCUACAGAAAGGGAACGCACAGAGAGACUCAUCAAGAUGCGUCUCAGAGAGAUCAUGAUGCAGAAAGACCUGGAGAACGUCACGUGCAAAGAGAUCCGAACAGAGCUGGAGAUGCAGAUGGUCUGUAAUCUGAGGGAGUUUAAGGAGUUCAUCGACAACGAGAUGAUCAUCAUCCUGGGACAGAUGGACAGUCCCACGGAAAUCUUUGACCACGUCUUUCUGGGCUCCGAGUGGAACGCCUCCAACCUGGAGGAGCUGCAGAGCAGCGGGGUACGGUACAUCCUCAACGUCACCAGAGAAAUUGACAAUUUCUUCCCGGGAAUGUUUGAGUACCACAACAUCCGGGUUUAUGACGAGGAGGCCACCAACCUGCUGGAGUACUGGAACGACACGUACAAGUUCAUCACUAAAGCCAAGAAAGCUGGCGUGAAGGUUCUGGUUCACUGUAAGAUGGGAGUGAGCCGCUCUGCCUCCACGGUGAUCGCCUACGCCAUGAAAGAGUACGGCUGGGAUCUGGACACCGCCUUCGAUUACGUGAAGGAGAGGCGCACCGUCACCAAACCCAACCCGUCCUUCAUGAAGCAGCUGGAGGAGUAUCAGGGAAUACUGCUGGCAAGUAAACAACGGCACAAUAAGCUAUGGCGCUCCCACUCCGACAGUGACCUGUCAGACCGCCCGGGCUCCCUCUGCAAAGCUCCGCCUUUGGGCCGCGCCGACUCCCACAACAACAAUACCUCCACGGCGUUACAUCACUUCCUGGGCGUGGCCGUGCUGCAAGCCCUCAGUGCUGAAUCUGAAGAGUCCAGCAGGUCAGGCGACAUCCCCGACUCGCGCAGUGGAAGCAGCGAGUCGCUGCUUCUGGGGGAGCUGCCGUCGGACUCUGGGACACCCCUUGUCCUACCCCUCCCCCGACCCCGCGCGGCCACUGUCAUCCCAGAUGAACGGCUGGACUGUUCAGCCCGCGUGGCCAUCACCGUCCCCGUUGCUCUGCCCCACCCCCCUCCGGCUCUGCUCAUCCUGCCGCCGACGCCGGAGCUGCAGCGCAUUCCCCGCCGUCGUCCCUCACACCUCCCCCUGUCGGGCUCCAAGCCCACGGCGCCGCCUCCGAAUGUACCCAACGGCGCCCACCCGGAGGAUGUCCGACCUCCGUCUCCGGACUCCGGCGACUCGGACUCAGCAACUCCCUCAGCUUCAGACGGAAGCAGUGAACAGCACACUCCCCCCACACUACCGGCAAGCGACGACAACAACAAUCCCCCCGAGAGCCGCGGCGAGGCUGACGGUUCGUCUAACCACAGUUCAGACGGCAUCGACUUCUUCAGCGCACGGGAGAAGUUCCUGGGUGGAGUUCAGGAUGACCGGAUCCAGCAGCUGCAGCGGCGUCCGUCAUCUGACGGAGAGGAAGAAGGCAGCGAGGAAGAGGAGCAGGGAGACGGGAAGAGUCAGGAUGAGGUCAGCGACCAUAAAGCCAUCCUGGACCAGUCUCCUCCCAGUCACCAUGACAACGGAAUAUCAGUCCGCCAUAUCGUCACGGAGAUCGAAGCCAUAUCCAACCCCUCUACUUCCACUACCUCGUCCUCCUCUUCAUCGUUACCCCCGUCGUCUCACAGCUCCCUCCUCCUGCGACUGGAUCUCGACGAGGAGGCGGAGCCUCCUAAAGUUAUGCACACCGCUCCGUCCUCGCCUCCUCCGCUCGUCCCCGCGGUGCCUCGCGACAGGCCGGCCGGCUCGGUGCGGCGAGCCACCGAGCAGCUGGAGCAGAAGAUGAAGCAGGAGCGUUCUCCGCUGCCGUCCCCCAGCGCCGAGCACGCUCCCGUCAGACUGACCCCAGAACCGCCCGCCGUCCGGUCGGCUCCGCCUCCUUCAGGGCUAAGGACUACUCAGGGAGAGACGGUGGCGGUUUCUGCGGACACUAAAUCCAAAGAGAAGCAGGCGGCCGCUCACUCGGAGCUCCUCCACUCCUCCAAAGAAAGCCAUGUGGGGGCGCCGUCUCUGACCCCCACCACUCCAUCAAAAGAGUCCCUAACAGAUACCUCAGCCCAUUCUCAAAGACGGGGCCAAACUCUGCAGAGCCCUGCCGCCUCCCCGGCGGCUCCACACAGAGUGGCUGUGCGUGGAGUGACCGUGCAGGAAUCGAACACAGAUGAGAGGUCGGACGCUGGGCUGCAGCGCUGCGAGGCCUUGAGCAGACUGGCUCGCAGCAGCCAGGAGCUGGAGCGCAUCCAGCAGACGCUCCAGGAGCUGCAGGCCUUCCUGCACGAGGGCAUCGGUCAGGAACAGGAGGCGGGGCCUCCACGGAGACUCAGAGAGGCCAUGGACACGGAACCAGAGGGCCCCAAAACGCCCACGCCGUCAGGACUAGAGCCGCACAGACACAGGCGGGCCCUCGCCGAGCAGACGGCGUGGAUCAGAGCCUUGGAGCUGGAGGCUCGGAUCCGCCAGGCGGGCCUCACCCCCCCCUCCCUCAUGAAGCGCUCCGCCUCCUUAGCUAAGCUGGACUUCCUGGAGCUGUCGGCGAACGACCUCAGCGACCUGGACCUGAGGCCGCACGCUAGGAGCCCGUCGCACCCCCAGAACCUGCCCCCCGCCUCCCAGUCCCACCCCGACGACGCCUGGAAGAAGCAGAAGGUGCUGACUCAAAGCGCCGCCGCGCCCCCCUGCGACUCGCCGCGGCCCUCUGCCCACGAGAACUCAAAAGACGACAAAAGCGAGACGGACGAGCCAGACGGGCUCCACGCGUCCCGCCAGCAGGGCAGAGGUCACCCCAGACGCCCUCGCAAACCCGCCGAGAAAAAGCGAGCGGCCGCUCUGAUGUACAACACGAUGUAGGAGCCGUGCAAUGGAGCGCCUGAGGAGAGCGAACGCGAGACACGAAUGAACGUGGAAACCACUGGAUAUAUAUGUGAGCUGUGGACGGGUCCGUCACAGCCUGUCAGAACUGACUGAUCACCUCUCUGUCCCCUUUUCUACGUCUGUCUGUUCAACCAGGGGGGCUUUUUCUCAGAAAACGCACUUUACUGAUUGAAUGAGUGAAUGAAUGACUUUUAUUUUGAUGUUUCUGUGUGGGGAGGAUUCUUUUGCACUGUUUUCUCAAUAAACUCGUCUCUGUGGUUUUGUUUCCUACGUGCACAGACAUGUCUGUCUUUAUGCAGAUUUUUUAUUAAAGCAGGACAAAGCUCUC
Molecule: messenger RNA, 4439 nt
Organism: Oryzias melastigma (Indian medaka)
Lineage: Eukaryota; Metazoa; Chordata; Actinopteri; Beloniformes; Adrianichthyidae
Gene: ssh2a
Product: slingshot protein phosphatase 2a
Exons: 14
Coding region: 503-4087 (1194 amino acids)
Biological process (GO): actin cytoskeleton organization; negative regulation of actin filament polymerization; protein dephosphorylation
Cellular component (GO): cytoplasm
Molecular function (GO): protein tyrosine/serine/threonine phosphatase activity; actin binding
Source: RefSeq, a predicted model, not a curated record